CACUUUUCAAGCUUUAUCGCUCUAGCACAAUUUCUAAUCAUAAGAUGCGCCAUGAACAUUCAACCAGAAAAACAAACACAACUUUACAAUAAUCCAACAAUAUUUAUUUUCCUAAUACAAGGUUGGAGAACUAAUUCCAAUUCCAACCCCAAUCCCAUCAUCAACUUGUAAACCAAGGUCGUCAGGAUGAUUCGUCAUAAUCGUUGUCGCCUUCUCGCGACAAUUGCUCGUCAAAGUCGAAGCCAUCCCACAUUCCCACGACCCAUUACCGCAUUCACAUCCACACGUCAAGAAAGUACCAUGUCAAGACCAAUACACAAGGACUCGCACAAAGCCCGAGUCUGGACCCGAUACUACUCGGCGUCCGACCCAAACACAGCAGCGCCACCACGAAAAGCGCCGUCCACAAAAUCGCCCCGCCCCGAAAAGCCCGACUAUCUCAACGACGCCGAAACAGCCAUAUGGGAGAAGCUUAUGGCCGAAUUCUCCCCCACCGAGCUCGUAGUGCAAGAUAUAUCAGGCGGCUGUGGCUCUAUGUACGGAAUUGAGAUCUCUUCGGAGAAGUUCCGCGGCGUCAACAUGCUUAAGCAACAGCGAAUGGUUAAUGCCGUGCUAGGCGAUCAGAUGAAGACCUGGCACGGUGUCCAACUGCGCACCAAGAUCCCUUGAUCCAAUAAUUGAGCUACGAAAUACGAGAUACGAAUCAAGAGAAUAAGCAUCGACGGAUGAGGACAAAAACAAAAAAAACUGGAGUGGAAUGGCUAUAUACCUACCUACCCAAUCAGAGGGAAAACAUGGGGUUGGGAAGACUUGUGACUUCCAAUUAAUGACUACUUGUAUGAGCAUUGGAGUCUUCAUGGAUACGCAAAGCAUUGGCAGGUUUUCUAUUAUACUGUAUUGUACAUGUGUACCUAAUAGUAUAUUCGCUGAACGUUGUACAAUACAUACCUACCUACCUACCUUAUGCAUGUACCUACUUUCGAGGCACUCCACUACACCAAAAUGAAGAUUGACCCAUCA
Hypoxylon fragiforme is the source of this 1020-nucleotide messenger RNA. RefSeq names its product bola-like protein. The coding region runs from base 187 to 669 and encodes 160 amino acids. The transcript has a single exon. NCBI's taxonomy places the organism in Eukaryota, Fungi, Ascomycota, Sordariomycetes, Xylariales, Hypoxylaceae. The record is from RefSeq and is a predicted model, not a curated record.